Messenger RNA from Cuscuta europaea, 315 nucleotides. The record is from the annotation of a GenBank genome assembly. NCBI's taxonomy places the organism in Eukaryota, Viridiplantae, Streptophyta, Magnoliopsida, Solanales, Convolvulaceae.
AAAAAAUGGAGAAUAUGAUGAGGACGUGAAAGAAAUUGCUGAGAAAGUUAAAGAGCUGCAGAAGAUGGUUCAAGAUGGGUUGUUUGUUCCAAAUGGUUGUAAUGACAUACUCACGGCUGCCCUAGAUAAAAGGCCAAAUGGAAGUAGAGUACAAGGAUUAGGUCGCUCCAUCACUACAUCUAAGUACUUUAACACACCUAUGGGUAAAGCUGCAGAGCAUGAAGAAGCGGAGAAAAUUUGUGCUACAAGAUAUGCGAUGAUGGUUCAACGAUUCGAUGAGUUGAAAGAACACAUCACUGCCCUUGUUGGUGUUAG